AGUAUAUGCAAGCAGAAAGUGUCUGGGGGCUACUGAGAGCAGCACGGGAGGGGAAAGGGUAAAAAAAAAAACCCCUCCAGGAGAGACCUGAAAGCAGCCCAUUGACCUUCCCCAGUCCAGGGACAGGGUGUCGCUGUGGAAAGUGUGCCUAAAGGACGUCAGUGUCGGCAAGCAGCCCAUGUGCCCGGUGGUUAUCGAGGCCCCGCUUCUGAAGCCAGGGGAGGACGGGACGGAGGCAGAAGAGAGGGAAGAGAAGCUGAGGGGGCUUUGAGCCUCGGAGCCCCUCUUGCCUCCCUCCUGAAGCCCAAAGGCGGAGCAGCGGCAGCAGCAGCCUCGCAGUCCCGCAGCAGGUGCAGAGAGGAAGUGCAAGAGGUGGAAACGCGCCGCUCUGCCUCGCCUGGGUCAGCCGCAGCGGAUUUGAGCGGGCACAAGAAGCCAGUUUCCAAAAAGGGACCAAAAAAAUUCCUCCAUUUGAUCGAAAGAAGGAGCGGGAAAAUUAUUGUGCGGGGAAGGAAAGAGAACAAGCCCCCCUCCCUCCCAAAGAGGGAGCUGAUGGAGCAGUUCCCGAAGCCAGCGAUGAAGUCUUACAUUCCAGUUUUCAUUCUUCUGUGGAGUGCUGUCGGGAUUGCAAGGGCUGCCAAAAUUGUAGUUGUGCCGCCAAUUAUGUUUGAAAGCCAUCUCUAUAUUUUCAAGACCGUGGCCUUUGCCUUGCAUGAGCAAGGUCACCAGACAGUGUUACUGCUGUCUGAGGGCAGAGAAAUCUCUCCAUCUAAUCACUAUAGACUGCUCCGUUACCCAGGGAUCUUUAAUAGCACCACCUCAGACGAGUUUCUUCAAUCCAAAAUGAGGAAUAUCUUUUCUGGGAGACAAACAUUUGUGGAACUGUUUGACAUACUGGAUCACUAUUCCAAGAACUGUGACAUGAUUGUGGGCAACAAGAAGCUUAUCCAUACCAUGAAACAGGAAAAAUUUGACCUGCUGCUAGUGGAUUCUAAUGAGAUAUGUGGAUUUGUUAUUGCUCAUCUAUUAGGAGUUAAAUACGCUGUUUUUUCCACUGGCCUUUGGUAUCCAGCAGAAGUAGGUGCUCCAGCACCUUUGGCAUAUGUUCCGGAAUUUAAUUCACUACUCACAGAUCAUAUGAAUUUGCUAGAGAGGAUUAAGAACACUGUUGUUUAUCUGGUUUCAAGAUUUGGAGUUAGUUUUUUGGUUCUGCCAACAUUUGACAGGAUAAUGCAGAAGCACAAUGUUCAGCCAGAAAAAUCCAUGCAUGAACUGGUGCGUGAAUCCAGCCUGUGGAUGCUGUGUACUGAUGUAGCAUUAGAGUUUCCAAGACCCACGCUACCAAAUGUUGUGUAUGUGGGAGGAAUCCUCACCAAACCAGCCAGUCCUCUACCAGAAGAUCUCCAAACAUGGGUGGAUGGUGCUAAUGAAAAUGGCUUUGUUCUCGUUUCAUUUGGAGCAGGAGUAAAAUAUUUGUCUGAAGAUAUAGCUCAUAAAUUGGCACAUGCUCUGGCAAGACUUCCUCAAAGAGUUGUUUGGAGGUUUUCAGGAAGUAAACCUAAGAAUUUAGGCAACAAUACAAAACUCAUAGAAUGGUUACCACAAAAUGACUUGCUUGGUCACUCUAAUAUCAAGGCCUUCCUUAGUCAUGGUGGUCUGAACAGCAUUUUUGAAACUAUGUACCAUGGUGUGCCUGUGGUAGGAAUUCCUCUCUUUGGAGAUCAUUAUGACACUAUGACCCGAGUUCAGUCCAAAGGCAUGGGGAUAUUACUAAACUGGAAGACUAUAACUGAUGAUAAUUUAUAUGCUGCUUUGGUGGAAGUUAUUAAUAAUCCCAGUUAUCGACAACAGGCUCGGAAGCUGUCUGAAAUUCAUAAAGACCAGCCUGGUCAUCCUGUCGAGCGAUCAGUCUACUGGAUUAAUUAUAUCCUUCGGCACAAUGGAGCGGAACAUCUACGUGCUGCUGUUUACACCAUUUCUUUAUACCAGUAUUUCUUAUUGGAUAUUGCCUUUGUUGUACUUCUUGGUAUUGCCUUACUCUGCUACAUUUUGGCCAGGAUGGCAAAAUUUGUGCGCAAGCAGAGCAGACAUCUUUGGUCUGCUGAUGAACAUACUGCUGUUAAUGGACAUUACCAAAAUGGGAUAUUGAAUGGCAAGUAUAGAAGAAAUGGCCACAUUAAACAUGAAAAAAAGGUGAAAUGAGCCAACAACCCCAUGUACAUUAGUAGUGAAUCAAUUCUAGAAUUGAAUUUUAUAACUGUAACUUAGUCUAACACCUACUUAAAGUAAAACCUCAAUAAACAGUUCUAACGCUCCCCUACAGUAUGUAAUCUUAUGCGAUUAAAUUCUGAAGAACUAAGGAAAAUCUGUUUUUUUAAAAAAGCACAACCUAAAAUACAAAACGUAUUUUAUUAAUACUGAUGCAGAAAGGCUAUUCUGGCACUGAAGUUUUUAGAAGCCUUAAUUCUCUGAUGCAAUUCAAUGUAUAUUUAUGGACUCUCCAUUUGUAAUUCUAAACAUGUUUGUCCCAGAUAAGAAAAAAGUUUCCCUUUACUUGCAAGGGUGUUUUCUAUUUUCUUAGAUUCAUUCACAUGCUAGCAGAGAUACCUUUGUUUUAUUUGUCUAAGGUUCAGUUUGUUAUCUAAGAAUGAUGUCACACAGUCAUCUUUUGUAGAGUUUGGUACACAGCAGUUAAGAAUCAAAAUGCAGCCAUAUAGAUCAUAUUCUUAAAAAGCACUGAAAAAUAUAACAGUAUAGCAGACUUUUAAUAUGUUUGACUCUUCACAAGGAGUACAGCAUGCUGUAAUUUUAUUUAUGAAUUUUUCCAUUUCGUUUUUGCCUUUCUUCAUAUCUAUAAUUUACAGCAUUGUAAAGGUGUUUUACUCCAAGCAUUAUAAGGGCUAUGUGGAUAGACUGAAUAGUGAACAAAAAUAAAUGAAGUAGAGGGAAAUUCCCAAGUUCUUUGGAGAAGGUUUUGCCAUAUAUCUCUUGAACAAUGCAGACUCAAACCACUGAGGAGAUGUGUUAUAAAGUUGAAUGUCUUUUCUUCUAAUUACUGCAUUAUUGCUGUGGGCAUCAUUAUAAUUACGUUUUCUCUCUCUAAAUCACAGUGUUUCAGAGGUUCACUUUCAAUAGUUAUACUUGUGCUCCUUAUACUGAUCUGGGUCACACAGUCCAUGUUACAUAGUUGCCAACAUCUGUUCUUGAAAUAAAGUGGAAGCUAUCCUUUUGAUUGGUUGCCACAAUCUUAGUAGAAGUUUGAGUCCAUAAUUAGAACAUUUCCUUCUUUCUCUGUCCACAACAGCCUUUUGGCACAACACUCUUUGAAUUACUGUACUGGUACAGGGCAUUGGAUAUGAAAUCAGGAGUGUCCUGUUGAACCAGCGUUGGCAACUAUGAGUUAUUAAUUUCCACGUCAUUCUGUUUACUUGGAAUUUGCACUACACAUGUUGUGAGUGUAUGCUUUAUUUAUUUGCAUUUUUAAAUCCCAUGUCUGACAGCAGUGUGUGGGGUCCAUUUAUUGAGUAUUGUUCACUAACAUAGGAAGAAUUCCGAAACAGUACAGAAUGCUAAGAUCAUCUUCAUACAUGGUGACAUGAAAUUUCAUUUUGUCCCAUCAGGAGCCUCAAUCUUACUAGCAAUAAAGUAGCAUUGAAAAUAUGUUUCUAAAAUUCAGUACAAGCAAUUGUACUGCUUUCCAGAUACUUGAAGAAAAUAUUAUAAAUAAGCCUAUUACCUUUAUCUUUUUACAAUCCUAUCAAUAUGUGGCAAUUAUAGGAAUGCAAAGAGGCAAUGAAUGGUGGGAGAGUGACAUAACCUAGAGUGUAUGGAUGAAUUGGUUUUGAUGCUUUUUGUAUUGAAGAAAGUACACAAGACUGACCGGAUGAUUAAGAAUAAGUUAAUCUCCACUGUGAUAAAAAAAAACCUCAAGCAAUAAACAUGGAUUUAACAUAGAAACAAAUUGUUGGAAGCCCA
Molecule: messenger RNA, 3975 nt
Organism: Sphaerodactylus townsendi
Lineage: Eukaryota; Metazoa; Chordata; Lepidosauria; Squamata; Sphaerodactylidae
Gene: UGT8
Product: UDP glycosyltransferase 8
Exons: 6
Coding region: 553-2202 (549 amino acids)
Molecular function (GO): UDP-glycosyltransferase activity
Source: RefSeq, a predicted model, not a curated record